GUUCUCUAGUGCAGGUAAAAUAUUACUUUUUGAGAAAUUGAAUAAUACUACUUGCGAAGAAAUAGAUGGAAAAUCAGGGUUAUUCUCCUGUUGAAUGUAUAGACGAUAAUAAUUUAGAAAAAAAUAAUACACCAGAAGUUCAAUUAACGGAAACUCCAAAAACAAAAACCAAAAAAUCAAAGUGGGAAUCUGAAAGUGAUAAUGAUUCAGAAAGCGAACAAAGAUUUAGUAAAAAAAGACGUAAAAAAAUUCAAGAUUCAGAAGUAGACGAACAUUCUCAGCCUGAAACUACUGAAAGUAUUAGAAGGUUAAAAGUAUCGAAUGAAGAUCCGUUUAAUCAGUCUCCUUCAACUAGAUCAAUAUCUCCUAUAGCAGAACCUAUAAAUGAUAUGAGUAUUAGUUCCACUCCUUCUCCCACGCCUGAAUCAACAACACAAUCAUUUGAAGAGAGAAUUAUUAAAUCCACCCCAACCCCACUACCCCCAAUGCUUACUGGAUGUCGUAGCGUUGAUAAUUAUGAAAAAUUAAAUAGAAUUGAAGAAGGUGCUUAUGGAGUAGUUUUUCGUGCCAGAGAUAAAGCCACAGGGGAGGUUGUGGCUUUAAAAAAACUCAAAUUAGACAAAGAAAAAAAUGGUUUUCCUAUUACAUCCCUGCGAGAAGUUCAUACUUUACUUUUGGCUAAACAUCCGAAUAUUGUAAAUGUGAGAGAAAUCGUAGUUGGUGAAACACUGACACAAAUUUUUAUAGUUAUGGAUUUUAUAGAACACGAUCUUAAAAGUCUCAUGGAAGAUAUGCAAGUACCUUUUCUGCAAUCGGAGGUUAAAACAAUAAUGCUUCAGCUUUUAUCGGCUGUUGCAAUGUUGCACGAUAAUUGGAUUAUUCAUCGUGAUUUAAAGACUUCUAACCUUUUGCUUAAUAAUCGUGGCCAAAUUAAAGUCGCAGAUUUUGGUUUAGCUAGAAAAUAUGGUAGUCCAUUAGGCCCAAUGACUGAACUCGUCGUUACUCUUUGGUAUCGAGCUCCCGAGUUACUAUUGGGGACGAAGAAAUAUUCUACAGCCGUAGAUAUGUGGUCCGUUGGUUGUAUAUUUGGAGAAUUGGUAAAUAAAGAACCUUUAUUGCCAGGGCGAACAGAAAUUGAUCAAUUGACUAAAAUUUUCAAGUUAUUGGGAAUGCCUAAUGAAAAAAUAUGGCCUGGAUUUUCAAAAUUACCCCAUGCUAAAAAUAUUCCUUUUAUAAAACAAUCACAUAAUACGUUACGUAGUCGAUUCCCGUAUUUGACAGAGAAUGGUUUUGAUCUAAUAGCAAAGCUGUUGACUUAUGAUCCAUCAAAAAGAAUAACCGCAGAAGAGGCUUUAAAACAUCCUUAUUUCACGGAAAGUCCUUUACCAAAAGAUCCAGAAAUGUUUCCAACUUGGCCAUCAAAAGGUGGUGGUGAAAGGCGUAAAUCUUAUACGAGUCCAUCAGCUCCUAACGUUGCACAUGGCGUUGAAAAAUUAGACGAAGAGGAUCAAACACUCUUGGGAUCUAUUUUUGAGAAUCAAGGAGGAAACGAUUAUGGCUUUAGACUCAAGAUUUAAGCAACUUCUGAUAGUACAAUCCAGAAAUGAUCGGCAAAGUUUCAAGCACGUGAUACUGUUUCUAAAAAUUAUGACAUUCUUUUUUUGGAAUGACAUCACUACUAUUUUUAAAAGUUAUUUAAUGAUAAUCGACAUGUACACAUCGUUCGUGUUAAAUAGGGGGUUUAAAAAAUAAAAGAUAUUUCUCUUA
Rhizophagus irregularis DAOM 181602=DAOM 197198 is the source of this 1767-nucleotide messenger RNA. RefSeq names its product Cyclin-dependent kinase 11B. Gene Ontology annotation, cellular component: nucleus. Gene Ontology annotation, biological process: protein phosphorylation; regulation of mitotic cell cycle. The record is from RefSeq and is a predicted model, not a curated record. Lineage: Eukaryota; Fungi; Glomeromycota; Glomeromycetes; Glomerales; Glomeraceae. Gene Ontology annotation, molecular function: ATP binding; protein serine/threonine kinase activity.